UGCUCUCUAUGCACGCAUGCAAAUCACAGGUGCUUCCAGGACGCACGAUAGCUUCCAGGACAGAUAUCCUAUAAGGGAUGAUGACUCCAUCUGCGGUCUUUGUCUUGUUGGCUGUUCUAGGACAGACAAAUGGCCAUUUUGGUCCAGAUCCUAAUAUUGCUAAAGGUGGAAACGUGAUUCAGUCCUCCCUGGGGUGGAAUGGGGUGCCUGAAAGGGCCAUUGAUGGAAAUCGUGCUAGCAUUUAUGGACAGGAAUCCUGUAGCCACACACAAAACGAUUUAAAACCAUGGUGGAGACUGAACCUCCUGAAGACGUAUAAAAUCAACACUGUCACCAUCACCAACAGAAGAGAUUGUUGCCACGAAAGAAUCAAUGGGGCUGAGAUCCGCAUUGGAAAUUCCCUCAAUGACAAUGGCAACGAUAAUCCCAGAUGUGCUGUUAUCUCGUCUAUCGCAGCUGGGACCUCCGAAACCUUUGUGUGUAAUGGAAUGGAAGGUCGUUAUGUAAACAUUGUGAUUCCUGGUAGAGCAGAAUACCUGACACUGUGUGAGGUGGAAGUCACUGGUCAGCCUUCAGGAAACACUGCUCCAACUGGUCCAGAUCCUAAUAUUGCUAAAGGUGGAAACGUGAUUCAGUCCUCCCUGGGGUGGAAUGGCGUCCCUGAAAGGGCCAUUGAUGGAAAUCGUGCUAGCAUUUAUGGACAGGAAUCCUGUAGCCACACACAAAACGAUUUAAAACCAUGGUGGAGACUGGACCUCCUGAAGACGUAUAAAAUCAACACUGUCACCAUCACCAACAGAAAGGAUUGUUGCCACGAAAGAAUCAAUGGGGCUGAGAUCCGCAUUGGAAAUUCCCUCAAUGACAAUGGCAAUGAUAAUCCCAGAUGUGCUGUUAUCUCGUCUAUCGCAGCUGGGACCUCCGAAACCUUUGUGUGUAAUGGAAUGGAAGGUCGUUAUGUAAACAUUGUGAUUCCUGGUAGAGCAGAAUACCUGACACUGUGUGAGGUGGAAGUCACUGGUCAGCCUUCAGGAAACACUGCUCCAACUGAUCCUAAUAUUGCUAAAGGUGGAAACGUGAUUCAGUCCUCCCUGGGGUGGAAUGGCGUCCCUGAAAGGGCCAUUGAUGGAAAUCGUGCUAGCAUUUAUGGACAGGAAUCCUGUAGCCACACACAAAACGAUUUAAAACCAUGGUGGAGACUGGACCUCCUGAAGACGUAUAAAAUCAACACUGUCACCAUCACCAACAGAAAGGAUUGUUGCCACGAAAGAAUCAAUGGGGCUGAGAUCCGCAUUGGAAAUUCCCUCAAUGACAAUGGCAAUGAUAAUCCCAGAUGUGCUGUUAUCUCGUCUAUCGCAGCUGGGACCUCCGAAACCUUUACGUGUAAUGGAAUGGAAGGUCGUUAUGUAAACAUUGUGAUUCCUGGUAGAGCAGAAUACCUGACACUGUGUGAGGUGGAAGUCACUGGUCAGCCUUCAGGAAACACUGCUCCAACUGGUCCAGAUCCUAAUAUUGCUAAAGGUGGAAACGUGAUUCAGUCCUCCCUGGGGUGGAAUGGCGUCCCUGAAAGGGCCAUUGAUGGAAAUCGUGCUAGCAUUUAUGGACAGGAAUCCUGUAGCCACACACAAAAUGAUUUAAAACCAUGGUGGAGACUGGACCUCCUGAAGACGUAUAAAAUCAAAACUGUCACCAUCACCAACAGAAAAGAUUGUUGCCACGAAAGAAUCAAUGGGGCUGAGAUCCGCAUUGGAAAUUCCCUCAAUGACAAUGGCAACGAUAAUCCCAGAUGUGCUGUUAUCUCGUCUAUCGCAGCUGGGACCUCCGAAACCUUUACGUGUAAUGGAAUGGAAGGUCGUUAUGUAAACAUUGUGAUUCCUGGUAGAGCAGAAUACCUGACACUGUGUGAGGUGGAAGUCACUGGUCAGCCUUCAGAAAUAACUACUCCAAUUGAUCUUAAUAUUGCUAAAGGUGGACAAGUGACUCAGUCCUCUGUGAAAGACAAUGGCGUCCCUGAAAGGGCCAUUGAUGGAAAUCGUGCUAGCGACUGGGGACAGGGAUCCUGUAGCCACGCAGGAAAUGAUGUAAAACCAUGGUGGAGACUGGACCUCCUGAAGACGUAUAAAAUCAACACUGUCACCAUCACCAACAGAAGAGAUGCUGUCUCGGAAAGAAUCAAUGGUGCUGAGAUCCGCACUGGAAAUUUCAUCAAUGACAAUGGCAAUGAUAAUCCCAGAUGUGCUGUUAUCUAUUGCAGCUGGGACCUCCAAAACCUUUCAUUGUAAUGGAAUGAAAGGUCAAUAUGUAAACAUUGUGAUUCCAAGACAAGAAUACCUGACACUGUGUGAGGUGGUAGUCACUGGAACUUAACAGCUUGAUCAGACAGUGACUUUACCUUGCUCCAUCUUUUCCUGCUCUCCAGACUAUAAUUAGCUCUGUCUUCCUAAUGUUGUGGUGGAAACUUACUACUGUAAUGUGGAAAACAAUCUUGUGUUUAAUUAUUAUUUAAUAAUCAGUUGUUGAAUACAUUUCAUUUCAAAACAAUAAUAUGGAUAAU
Molecule: messenger RNA, 2551 nt
Organism: Sander lucioperca (pikeperch)
Lineage: Eukaryota; Metazoa; Chordata; Actinopteri; Perciformes; Percidae
Exons: 14
Coding region: 78-2279 (733 amino acids)
Source: RefSeq, a predicted model, not a curated record